AUGCAAACUUUGAAAUGUGUUGUUGUCGGUGAUGGUGCUGUUGGUAAAACCUGUUUAUUAAUAUCAUAUACCACUAACCAAUUUCCAGCAGAUUAUGUUCCUACUGUGUUUGAUAACUAUGCAGUAACAGUAAUGAUCGGUGAUGAACCAUACACUUUAGGAUUAUUCGAUACAGCUGGUCAAGAAGAUUACGAUAGAUUGAGACCCCUUUCGUAUCCAUCGACAGAUGUGUUCUUAGUUUGUUUUAGUGUAAUUUCCCCACCAUCUUUUGAAAAUGUCAAAGAAAAAUGGUUCCCAGAGGUACAUCACCAUUGUCCAGGUGUUCCAUGCUUAAUUGUGGGUACACAAAUCGAUUUAAGAGAUGACAAAGUUAUUAUUGAAAAAUUACAAAGGCAAAGAUUGCGCCCAAUCACUCCAGAACAAGGUGACAGAUUAGCAAGAGAGUUGAGAGCAGUCAAGUAUGUAGAAUGUUCUGCAUUGACCCAACGUGGUUUAAAAAAUGUCUUUGACGAAGCUAUUGUAGCAGCUUUAGAGCCACCGGUUAUUAAAAAGAGUAAAAAAUGUACAAUUUUAUAA
Messenger RNA from Vanderwaltozyma polyspora DSM 70294, 576 nucleotides. RefSeq names its product Rho family GTPase CDC42 (gene CDC42). The coding region runs from base 1 to 576 and encodes 191 amino acids. The record is from RefSeq and is a predicted model, not a curated record. NCBI's taxonomy places the organism in Eukaryota, Fungi, Ascomycota, Saccharomycetes, Saccharomycetales, Saccharomycetaceae. Gene Ontology annotation, molecular function: GTP binding; GTPase activity. The transcript has a single exon. Gene Ontology annotation, biological process: small GTPase-mediated signal transduction.